AAAUGUUUGGCCCGUCGAAUUCAGUCAAAGGGGAAUUUAUAACUACUACUCUUUGAAUAUUAAAUAACGUGUUUAUGACUCUUUUUUUGCCACCUUUUUAAUAUAUAUACAUACAUAUAGCUAUAUGAUGAUGUAGGUUAGGCGUUGGUGGUGCACGGGUGCUACUUUUUCCGAGGUUGGUUUUGGUGGGGUAAAGCGAAAAAGUAUAUAAAGGAUUUCACAUCCUGUCAAGCCGAAGAAUUGGAAAUUUCCAUUAUCAAAAUGUCACAGUUAGGGAUUGGGAAAGUUAGAAGUCCAAUAAAUGAAGAGAACUUGAAGAAGUUUCUUGAGAAAUUUCAAGAGAAUGUUGAAUUGAAUCAGACUACAAAGGGACAUAAUCCACUUCCUAAGAUCAAUCCAAGUACUCUUGAGGUUCAACAAUUUAAAUUUGGUCAGUCAAAUCCAACUUAUUUCAUUCGUGAUACAAGCAGUGAUACAAAGUUUGUGUUGAGACGUAAACCCUCACCAAAUAAUAAGUUGGUGUCAAAAUCAGCACAUGCAAUUGAACGGGAAUUCUUUAUCUUGAAUGGUAUUAGUAUAUGUAAUGAGACGACUGAUAAAAAAGUCCCGGUCCCCAAAGUUUAUUUGCUUUGUGAAGAUGAAGGUGUUAUUGACUACGUGUUUUAUUUGAUGGAAUAUAUUGAUGGUAGACAGAUUGUUAAUCCCGGAUUACCAGGAAUUCCAAGUGAAGAAAAAUCUAAAUAUUGGGAUUCAAUAAUGGAGACUAUUACUGCUAUUCAUUCUUUGAACACCAAGAUUUUGAUUGAGAAUUUACCAGCAUCACAUUUUCCUCAAUUUCAACCUGAAAAAUUAUCGAAACCAUCGAAAUCCACUUAUUUUCAACGUCAAGUUCGAACUUUAACCUCGGUUGCUUCAUUACAGUCUAAAGUUGUUAAACCAAUACCUCAUUUUGCACAAAUAUGUGAAUGGUUAUUGAAAAACUCUCCUGAAGAUCCAACAAAACCAACUUUAAUCCAUGGUGAUUGUAAAAUUGACAAUGUUAUUUUUGAUCAUAAUUCUCCUAAAAUUAUUUCGGUACUUGAUUGGGAACUCUGUACUUUUGGACAUCCUUUAUUUGAUUUAGCAAAUUUCUUGCAACCAUAUCAAUUACCAAACAAGUUAAACCUACUCUUAUAUAAACCCGAUAAAACUAAUUUAGGUAGAGAAAUUCCUGAUUCAAUUAAUCAAUUAUAUGAAAAACUAGAUUUAUAUCAACAAAAAUUACAACAUAAUUGGCAGGAACUGAACCCAAAAAACAACCCCCAGGAUACUUGGAAUGUUGGGUUUGUAUUUGGUUUACUAAGAUUAUGUGUUAUAUCCCAAGGUAUUGCAAUGAGAGUUUCUAAAGGUAAUGCUAGUUCUGAUAAUGCUAGUGGGUAUGCUAGCUUAUAUCCAUACUUGGCUUCGUUGGCCAUUGAGACAAUUGAAGAAGAUUCAAAAACCAAAUCCUCCCAUUUGUGAUGCAAAUUUAUUUUCUUUGUGAAGCGGACAAAUUACUGGAUUUCCGAUGAUUGUCAACUAAUAAGUUAAUUACAUUUCCUCUUAAAUAUUUCUAUUUAUAUAAACUCAAUACUUUUAUAUGAUUUACUCGGCAUAUUUCUUAGCCUUUAUUUUCGACAAUUCGAC
Hyphopichia burtonii NRRL Y-1933 is the source of this 1665-nucleotide messenger RNA. RefSeq lists its product as uncharacterized. NCBI's taxonomy places the organism in Eukaryota, Fungi, Ascomycota, Pichiomycetes, Serinales, Debaryomycetaceae. The record is from RefSeq and is a predicted model, not a curated record. The transcript has a single exon. Bases 262 to 1500 code for a protein of 412 amino acids.